Messenger RNA from Dibothriocephalus latus, 219 nucleotides. NCBI's taxonomy places the organism in Eukaryota, Metazoa, Platyhelminthes, Cestoda, Diphyllobothriidea, Diphyllobothriidae. The record is from the annotation of a GenBank genome assembly.
AUGUGCAUCCUCGGUCCCCCAAUGUCCGGAAAAUCGACUCUAGCCAGCAAACUGGCCGACAUCUAUGGUCUGCCGCACAUCCGGCUGAAGGACGUGAUUGAUGAAACCAUCGCGGCAUUGGUAAGCUGUUUUUCGACAACAUCAGACUUGUAUACAUCCCGGGCAGUGACUAGCGACGUUGCCCACCAAACUAAGGGUAGGGCAAAGGUGGCCUGGUAA